Molecule: messenger RNA, 1434 nt
Organism: Oldenlandia corymbosa var. corymbosa
Lineage: Eukaryota; Viridiplantae; Streptophyta; Magnoliopsida; Gentianales; Rubiaceae
Source: the annotation of a GenBank genome assembly
UUGGGCCCUUCUAAUAUAGUUUUCAGCCCAACCCGUAAUCAGAAGUCUCUCAGCUUCUGUUUACCAUCUGCAACGGCGGGCUCCGCCGGCAGCUUUGUAGCGAAGGAAUAGAGACGGAAUGCUUGGAAGGCGUUUUCUCUCCGUCCUGAGGACGCCACCGUCGUCAUCUCCAAUACCACCGGCCUCUGCUUUAGCGGAGGAAGGAAGUGGAAAAUCAGGCAAAACCUGGGGUCGGAGGGCAGUUUCAGGUGUACUGAUAUGUUUGACUGGUGGCGUUGCUCUCAGUGCUCUUGACGAUCUUGCUAUCUAUCAUGGCUGUAGCAGCAAGGCAAUGGAGAAAGCCAGUAAGAACCAGGCAGUUAUCGAUGCCAUAGGAGAGCCUAUAGAAAGAGGCCCUUGGUAUAAUGCCUCACUUGCAGUGGCUCAUAAGAGGCAUUCUGUAUCAUGCACAUUUCCUGUUGCUGGACCACAGGGCACUGGAAUCUUUCAGUUGAAGGCAAUUCGUAACGGAGAUGAUACGUUGUUUACAUUUUUGCGACCACGUGACUGGGAAGUGAUAGUGCUGGAAGCUCUCCUCCAUGUACCUGGUACUGAUGAGAAACAACAAACUGUUCGGAUUAGUGUAGCAGAGUAUCCUCCAGCACCGGGGGCUCCAGCUUGUAAAGCAUGCACAACAUCAACAGCUCAACCUCCAGAAUGUGUAGUAGAUAAGAAGACAUGAAAGAGAUGAUUAUAUGGCUAGAUAGUUUUCAAAAUUUUGUACACCUCACUACUUCUCUUUCUUUUUCUCUCCUAUUACUCUACGUGUCGUUCAAAGCAAAUCAUGGUGGAUCAGGUAAAAAUAAUGUUUCUUAAUGAUGAUGUCAUGAAUGAAAUAAACAGCAGCCCUGAAUGGUACUUGUCUGAUUUCAUAGCAUUUUCAUUCAUGUAACAUACUUGUUGAGAUUGUUAGUUUUUAUAUUAUGUUUUUUAAUUUUUUUGGUUAGGUCUCUUCUCUUCUCUGUAAGGUAUCGUUGAUGACUUAGUAUGUUGAAUAAGAUAGACAGAGACAAGCCAGCGUAUUACAGAGAAGAGGGAUGCUACAAACUGGGGGAAGUUAGUUCUGUCAUCGUUGGUCAACUUCAAAUACUCUCUCUUUCUCAAAAUUAACCUAAUAUUACUUGAUUGUUGGCCGCUAAAAUCUGGGGUAGUGCGACGAGGAAAAAGAUUUCUUAAAAUUGCAACCAGGGUAUCUCAAAAACAUGUGAGGGCAACCAAGAAAUCUCCAUUAUCCCUGGCAAACAGCGAUGCUGAAAGGAAUGACACCUUAUGAAGUAGCAUAUCAUUAGAUGCGUGAUUGCAUCUAAGCAUCAUUAGGUGUUCUAUUACAACAUCUUUUAAUGCGUCCAUCUUAUAAACACAAUUUUUUACAUUAUAAAUUCUGUUAUUAUUUAC